UGUCAAAUAGAACAGUCUCUAAAAACUAUCGAAGGCACUUGUGGAAUAUACUUGUGAAUCCGCUGAAAAUGAAUUCAAUUAAAUUGUUGGGGUUGAUCUUUGCCGUUUUUGUGAUCGCACUGGUCACAGAUGGGGCAGAACCAACCAAGGAGCAGAAGGAAAUGUGCAUGGCGAUUAGUGAGGAUUGCAGAAAAUCCAACGGUGCAACCGAAGAGGACGGAAAUAAUUUGUGCUCUGGAAAGAUGCCAGAAACUAAAACUGCAAAAUGCACAGCCUCUUGCGUUAUGAAACAAUUCAAACUGGCUAAAAAAAAUGGUGCCAAUCUUGAAGCUGACUGUGAUGUCAUGGCGCAAUUAGCUGAAGCAAAGGGUGCCAAUGCAACAACAAUCGCUGCAAUUAAGGAUAUUUGCGGAAAAUGCAAGGCUCCUGGUACACCUGAUGA
Sitodiplosis mosellana (orange wheat blossom midge) is the source of this 442-nucleotide messenger RNA. RefSeq names its product general odorant-binding protein 19d-like. Gene Ontology annotation, molecular function: odorant binding. NCBI's taxonomy places the organism in Eukaryota, Metazoa, Arthropoda, Insecta, Diptera, Cecidomyiidae. The record is from RefSeq and is a predicted model, not a curated record.